AUGUCCCUUACCUAUAUAAAUAUAUUUAUAGCAUUUACUAUUUCUUUAUUAGGCCUACUAAUAUAUCGAUCCCAUAUAAUAUCAUCCCUCCUCUGUUUAGAAGGUAUAAUACUAUCUCUAUUUGUAAUAAUAACUAUUACUAUUUUAAAUACACAUUUAACCCUAGCAAGUAUAUUACCCAUCAUUCUCUUAGUAUUUGCAGCAUGUGAAGCCGCUUUAGGUCUAUCUCUUCUAGUAAUAGUAUCAACUACCUACGGAAUAGAUUACGUACAAAACCUUAACCUUCUACAAUGCUAA
Molecule: messenger RNA, 297 nt
Organism: Artibeus jamaicensis (Jamaican fruit-eating bat)
Lineage: Eukaryota; Metazoa; Chordata; Mammalia; Chiroptera; Phyllostomidae
Source: the annotation of a RefSeq genome assembly